This is a messenger RNA of Linnemannia hyalina, 468 nucleotides long. The record is from the annotation of a GenBank genome assembly. Lineage: Eukaryota; Fungi; Mortierellomycota; Mortierellomycetes; Mortierellales; Mortierellaceae.
AUGACUGUCAAGGCUGUCUGCGUCUUCCGCUCCAACGACAAGAACGUCACCGGAACCAUCCACUUCACCCAGGAGAACGAGGCUGCUCCCGUCCACGUCAAGGCCGAGCUCGCCGGUUUGGCCCCCGGUCUCCACGGAUUCCACAUCCACGAGUUCGGUGACAACACCAACGGAUGCUUGUCUGCCGGUGGUCACUUCAACCCCCACGGCCAAACCCACGGUGCCCCCACUGCCCAGAUCCGUCACGCUGGUGAUCUCGGAAACGUCACCGCCGGCGCCGACGGCAAGGCCACCUUCGACGGCAGCGACUCCCAGCUCAAGCUCAUCGGACACCACAGCAUCAUCGGACGCACCGUUGUUGUCCACGAGGGUGAGGAUGAUCUCGGACUCGGUGGUCACGAGCUCUCCCCCUCCACCGGUAACGCUGGCGGUCGUCUCGCCUGCGGUGUCAUUGGUGUCACCAAGUAA